Molecule: messenger RNA, 1656 nt
Organism: Hypoxylon trugodes
Lineage: Eukaryota; Fungi; Ascomycota; Sordariomycetes; Xylariales; Hypoxylaceae
Product: Scd6-like Sm domain-containing protein
Exons: 4
Coding region: 1-1656 (551 amino acids)
Biological process (GO): P-body assembly; cytoplasmic stress granule assembly
Cellular component (GO): P-body
Molecular function (GO): mRNA binding
Source: RefSeq, a predicted model, not a curated record
AUGUCUGAAUUUCUAGGCUCUCGCAUAUCCCUCAUCUCCAAGAGCGAUAUUCGAUACUCUGGAGUAUUGCACGAGAUCAAUUCGGAAGAGUCGACCGUCUCCCUAGAGAAUGUUAGAUCCUUCGGCACCGAAGGACGAAAGGGUAAUCCUGAUGAGGAGAUAGCACCUUCUGAUCAGGUCUACGAGUACAUCGUCUUUCGGGGUAGCGAUGUAAAGGAUCUGCGAAUUGAGCAAGCUCCUGUCCCUCCCAAGGAGAACCAACCCCCCAAGGUUCCCGAUGACCCUGCGAUCGUUGGAGCUCGCACCCGUCCUGCCCCCCUUGCGGGCGCUAUCCCUCCCGGUCCUGGAGCUCCAGGUUACGGCCAGAGCCCAUACCAACCCAACCCGUUUUACCCCCCUCCUCCCGGACAAUGGGGACGUGGCGGCCCGGGCCCUGGCCCCGCUCAAGGCUUUCACGGGAUGCCGUACCCGCCUCCUCCUGGUUGGUUCCCUCCUGGCCAAGGCUUUCCUGCUGGUGGACCUGGAGGUCCUGGUCCGUGGAACAGCUUUGGUUACCCACCGGGUCCCGGUCCUCAAGGACAACACCUGGGCGCUCCUGGUGCACCUCCCCAAGUUAGUCGAGGCACACCGCAGCAAGACAGUAAGCCGGCUCCCAUCGGUGCCGGUGUCGACAAACAAAAACUGGUUGGUAAUCCCCCGGUAGAAUUGCCUUCUACGGAACCUAAGUCAGUUGGACAGCAACCUCCUCAGCCUGCCCCGACGAGUGCAGCCGCACCGACCCCGCCGGUUGAAUCGAAGCCGACUGUAGCAGAAGUCAAGGCUACUGCGGAAUCGCUAUCGAACGCGAACGCAGCUGCGAACAACGUUGCUGACAAGAAGGCUAUCCCUACCGGCCCCAAGAGCAACCGAGUCACCCCUGCUGUCCCGAUUCCGAAUGCUAUCAUCUCUAGGUCUGGCCCUCAAGUUACUGCAGCGGCUGCUUCGAUCAAGCCUGUGGGAGACCACGCAAAUGGACAGUCGGGCAUAUUAGGCAAAGAUGCUACCCAGGCCGCUAAGGCUGCUGUCGCCGCUGCGAUGGCUAAAUUGGAGGAUAACCCUCGUGUUGCCGAAGCCUCUACCCAACCGAUUGGCAACAUGGAUAACCUUACUAAGAAGGUAAACGAGAUGAGGAUGACCGCUCCCAGAAAUGGCACCAAUGGUAGAGGACGUGGCCGAGGAGGUCGUCCCGGCGGACAACCGAAGGUUAAUGUACCCGAUUCUGAUUUCGAUUUCGCGGCUGGAAAUGCCAAGUUCAACAAGCAAGACCUUGUGAAGGAAGCCAUCGCUGGUUCUCCCCAGGUCGAGCCUGUGGCAGAGCCCGCGCAGGUCGAUGAUACCGCUGCACUUCCCGUGGCCUAUAACAAGACCAGGUCGUUCUUUGACAAUAUCUCUAGUGAAGCAAAGGACCGAGCUGAGAACGGCGGUCAGAAGCCGGGUGGUCGUGAGUGGCGCGGCGAGGAGCAGCGCAAGAAUAUGGAGACGUUUGGCCAAGGAAGUGUUGAUGGUGGCUACCGUGGUGGUUACCGAGGCCGUGGCCGAGGCGGACGUGGCAAUCGGGGCCGUGGAUAUGGUGGCCGAGGACGAGGGACUGGAUACCGCCAGGCAGCAGCUCAAUAA